Messenger RNA from Jatropha curcas, 1874 nucleotides. RefSeq names its product pyruvate kinase, cytosolic isozyme. Gene Ontology annotation, molecular function: magnesium ion binding; potassium ion binding; pyruvate kinase activity. Lineage: Eukaryota; Viridiplantae; Streptophyta; Magnoliopsida; Malpighiales; Euphorbiaceae. The record is from RefSeq and is a predicted model, not a curated record. Gene Ontology annotation, biological process: glycolytic process.
GUCUUAGUAUUCCAGCCUUAUAGACUCUCAAAAACCUUCUCAAAAAGUAUUGCUUGAAAAACCCUUUUCGUUUUCAGCUUUGCAUUGCUAGAAAGAACAGACCUUUACGCCUUUCUUUCUUCGCUCUAUCUUCUUUUGGCGUUGUUGAUUGCUCUUUCUGAUAAUAAUGGAGAAAGUAUUGGGAGGACACGGUUUGAUGGCGGUGAGGGGAGAGAAGAGGCCAAAGACAAAAAUUGUGUGUACAUUAGGGCCACAAUCAAGAUCAGUUGAUAUGUUAGAGAGGCUUUUGAGGGCUGGCAUGAAUGUUGCUCGCUUUAACUUCUCUCAUGGAAGUCAUGCUUAUCAUCAAGAAACUAUUGAUAAUCUCAGGAGUGCCAUGAACAAUACUGGCAUUCUCUGUGCUGUUAUGUUGGACACCAAGGGACCAGAAAUUCGAACUGGGUUCUUGAAGGAUGGGAAGCCUAUACAGCUGAAGCAGGGCCAAGAGAUUGUUAUCUCCUCUGACUAUAGCUUGAAGGGUGAUGAGAAUAUGAUCUGUAUGAGUUACAAAAAAUUGGCUGAAGAUGUCAUGCCAGGAAGUACUAUUUUGUGUUCUGAUGGCACAAUUUCACUAAGAGUGUUGGCUUGUGAUAUUGAAAAUGGCCUGGUUUGUUGCUGCUGUGAAAAUUCUGCAGUUUUGGGUGAGAGGAAGAAUGUCAAUCUUCCAGGAGUAAUUGUUGAUCUUCCAACAUUAACAGAAAAGGACAAAGAGGACAUCCUACAAUGGGGAAUUCCCAACAAGAUUGACAUGAUUGCUCUAUCUUUUGUUCGGAAAGGUUCAGACUUGGUAGAGGUUAGAAAGCUGCUAGGAGAGCAUGCAAAGAACAUUCUUCUCAUGUCGAAGGUUGAAAAUCAAGAAGGAGUAGCUAAUUUGGAUGAUAUUAUUGCAAAUUCGGAUGCAUUUAUGGUAGCACGCGGCGAUCUUGGAAUGGAGAUUCCAAUUGAGAAGAUAUUCUUAGCUCAGAAGGUGAUGAUUCACAAGGCUAACAUAAAAGGAAAGCCUGUAGUAACUGCAACUCAGAUGUUAGAGUCCAUGAUCAAGUCUCCAAGGCCUACACGAGCUGAAGCAACGGACGUUGCAAAUGCAGUUCUUGAUGGUACUGACUGUGUGAUGCUUAGUGGAGAGACUGCUGCAGGAGCCUACCCUGAACAAGCUGUUCAGACAAUGGCAAGAAUAUGUGUCGAGGCUGAGAACUUCAUAAACUAUGGAGAUCUUUUCAAGAGAGUUAUGGAAAAUGCUCCUAUGCCUAUGAGUCCAUUAGAGAGUUUGGCUUCUUCAGCAGUAAGGACAGCAAAUAGUGUGAAAGCAGCUUUUAUUCUAGUCCUAACUAGAGGUGGAAACACAGCAAAGCUGGUGUCUAAGUACCGACCAAGCAUACCGAUCUUGUCUGUUGUUGUUCCUGAGGUUAAAACAGAUUCUUUUGAGUGGUCAUGCAGUGAUGAAGCUCCAGCUAGGCACAGCCUUAUUUACAGGGGUCUGGUUCCUGUUCUGAGUUCAGGCUCAAUAAAAGCUUCUCAUAGUGAAUCAACAGAAGAAACAAUUGUUCAUGCACUACAAUAUGCUAAAGAGAAGGGACUUUGCAGGCCAGGUGAUUCAAUUGUUGCAUUGCAUAAGAUUGACACAGCUGCUGUGAUCAAAAUCCUGUUCGUGCAGUGAUAGAUAAAUACCCUAAACAAGUUAAGAGGCAAAAGUGCUCUAGAUUUUGCUGCAUUUAAUUUUGCUAGUUUCCCUUUAGAACAUUUGUAAGCAUUUAAUACUAGACAUUUUUUUAUGUACUUUGUGAGGGAGUUCCAAUUUAAAAUUAAUUUUAAAUGCAAUCUUUACUAUUUCAUAA